CCCUCCCUCCGUCCAUCCAUUUCCACCUCAAAUCUCAAAGUCGCACAACGCCACAACCCAAAGCACAAGGCCGCACCCACCUUUCCCCGUUCUUCUCCGGCGCCGAACAUGGCCGUCGACCUCAUGGGUUGCGGCUACGCCCCGCAUGGCCACGCGGCCGAGGCCGAGGAGCAGUUCCAGGAGGCCGCUGCCGCGGGGCUCCGCAGCCUCGAGCUCGUCAUCUCCUCCUUCUCCUCCCGCGCCGGCUGCGCGCCGCCCCUCGGAGAGAUGGCCGACCAGGCGGUGUCCAGGUUCCGCCGGGUCAUCAACAUCCUCGACCGCACCGGCCACGCCCGCUUCCGCCGCGGCCCUGUUGGAGAUGCCGCCGACUCGUUGACUCCCCCUCCUGAAUCCUCUGCUCCUCCUCGGAUGCCGGCCCAGGCACUGGCACCGGCUGUCUCGCCGCAGCUGGCGCCGCAGAAAAGCGUGACGCUGGACUUCACGAAGCCUUUGAAGGCGCCGGCGGCGGCCCCGGCUGCCGCGCCUUCGGUGACGUCGACGUCUUUCUUCUCGUCCGUGACGGCGGGGGGCGAUGGCAGCGUGUCGAAGGGCUGGACCCAGCUGGUGUCCUCCGGCAAGCCGCCGCUCCCGGCUGGGACCAAACGCAAGCAACGCCAACAGCAGACGCGCUGCGCGCACUCCGACGCCGCCGCCGCCGGUGGCCGGUGCCACUGCUUGAAAAAGCGCAAGAACCGGGUGAAGUACACGACGCGCGUGCCCACGGUAACCUCGGGCGCGGCGGACAUCCCCGGCGUCGGCGACAAGUACUCGUGGCGCAAGUACGGGCAGAAGACCAUCAAGGGGUCCCCUCACCCCCGCUGCUACUACAGGUGCGGCACCGUCAAGGGCUGCCCGGCGCGGAAGCACGUGGAGCGCGCCACCGACGACCCCGCCAUGCUCGUCGUCACCUACGAGGGCGACCACUGCCACGACACUUGGCCGCCGGCCGCCGCAAAUUAAAGCUCCCCGGCAGCGACAUGACUCGAUGUGCUUCUUCCAUUCGUUCUUUGUAACGGGGGCUUGUGUAAAGGAUCCAAAAUUAGGAAUAUAGAAGAUGUUUUCAUCAAGAUUGGAAACGCAUGCCAAUUACGUACUAGUACAAGAUUUCACA
Molecule: messenger RNA, 1150 nt
Organism: Triticum aestivum (bread wheat)
Lineage: Eukaryota; Viridiplantae; Streptophyta; Magnoliopsida; Poales; Poaceae
Product: probable WRKY transcription factor 17
Exons: 1
Coding region: 109-999 (296 amino acids)
Biological process (GO): regulation of DNA-templated transcription
Molecular function (GO): sequence-specific DNA binding; DNA-binding transcription factor activity
Source: RefSeq, a predicted model, not a curated record